GUGGUGGUGAUGUCAUCAAAACUUGACACAAUGAAAAAUGAAAAUGAAAAAUGUAUGACCACUAUAAAUAAUAUUAAAAAACAUGAACAAAUGUCACAGUUUUUCAAAUAAUAAUGUAAUAAAUUUGAAUAUUUUUAAAUAUAAAUUAUAUUCAAUAAUUGUUGAAACGAAGGAAUAAAACACAAGUUUAAAUGCUUUUACCGGUGCAUGUAUGGAUUUGAACCACUCUGGUAUAAAUCCAAGCGUAUAAACGAGGGUUUUUUAAGAUUCUGUCCUCAAUUCAUCAUGUUUCACUUAGAGUUACACUGCUGUCAUGACACCAGUAUGCUACAUCACUGCGCGAGUAGAUUCUGUAAUAUGAUGGUCACACAAACCCAGUGACCAGUGCGACAAUAGCCGGAUGAAAAUAAUUUCUGAUACAAAUUUAUAGUUUUAAAAGCCAGUAUCACAUGUUACACCUUAAAUUGAACUACUGUGCAAACUGUCUCUGUAUUUGACAGACAAGAUCCCUGAAUCCACUGGGAAUUUAGUGUAGGUGCUUCGUGAAAAAUAACGUUAAACAAAAUCAGCACAAUAUGAUAUAAUCCUGAAACCAACCCAUCACCGAAACCAGCUGAUAAAGAUUUCCAUAAAAUGCAUGUGCAGCAUAUAACCAUUUUGACAUAGUGCCAGGAUAUACAUGUACAUCACGUGGUCACAUGGCGAUCUCUCAUUGGACAAUAACCUACAGUGAUGCUUUAAUUUCAUAUGCUGGAUCGUCACAGAUGGCUAGAAACUAGACAGCACCAUGAGUGUAAGCUACGAAGGUGAGAAAAGCUUCAACAUCCACGCCGACGGCGACACGGAGAAACCAGAAGUUGUUGACGUCGCGGUUCUGUCUGUGAAAGGCUCGCAGGUUAUAGUGGUGACAGACCACAACAAUAACUGUCUCAAAUCUUUCUACACCAAGGACGGCCGGAAACAGAAUUCACAGGUAAAAACCAAAGAAAAGCCCCUAGGUCUAACAAAACUUUCAUCAAACAGGGUUGCUGCAGCCGUAUGGCCAAAUCGUAUAGUCCUGGUCGAGGCAACUCCAGACCUUCAACUCCUGUCCAGUCUCCAGACAUGCAAGCAGUACCGUGGCCUGGCGGCUCUGCCGGAUUUAACAUUGGCAGCAGCUACUCUGUCUGGGUACAUAGACAUCCUGGACGUUAAUGGAGACGUCCUGAAGUCCAUCUCUGUCCCGAUCACAGAUCAGAAAAUCGAACCUGUGUCAUAUUUUCUCCACUCAUCACUGAGCACCAAUAUUCUGGUGUCGGACUAUGGAUCAAAGUCUGUCUAUUGCUUCUCAUCGGAGGGAAGAGUUGUCUUUACUUACACACCCAGAGGGGAGACCGAAUUGAAAGAACCUCGCGGAAUUGCCGUCACGACAUCUGGGGACAUCCUCCUGGCCGACUGGGCCGCUAAUGUCAUAACGCACCUGACAGAAGAUGGUCUGUUUGAAAAGAACAUUUUAUCUCGUGAAGACGGAAUAGCGAAACCCUUUGGAUUAUGUGUAGAUGAUGAGGAUCGCCUUUACGUCUGUCUUCCGGGUGGUGAAGUCAAAGUGUUCAGGCGAACGUAGUUCACAGAUGAGUGGUUGGGUUUAACGCCGCUUUCAACAGUAUUCCAGAUAUAUCACGGCAUGUCAGAUUAAUGUGGAAGGAAAGCCUGAAGUGAUGCAGGUCUCAGACGUUUACCACUUCGGUGAAACCCACGGGUAUGGUGCUGACAAACCUAGAAACAUAAUCGGGGCGAAUCGGGAUUCGGAGAGACAAUCAUAUGUUUCUGGCGAGCCCAAAGGACGCAACUCUGCACAGCGACCACCCGUGUCCCAGUUCACAGAUGAACUUCUGGCAGUGUUCCCUGGCUCGUCUUUGCACCUGUACAUCAACAAUGUUAGGACAGAUAGUAGUGAAAGGACAAAAAACAUCAUUUGAAAAAGAAUCGCUUUGUACGUUUGGUGCGUAUCCCGUUUGGGGUCAUUUUUGUUCUUGUUUAACGCCGCACUCAGACACUCAGACGCCGGACCAGACAAUCCAGUGACUGACAUAAUGAACAUCGAUCUUGGAUACGACGACAUGCAUCAACCAAGUCAGCGAGCCUGACAACUCGAUCCCGUUACCACAAGCAUGGAUAGCUGAAAAUCAAUUCUAGCCAGGAUAUUUACGUCUCGCAUAUCCUGUAGCCCAAUAAAUGGAGUAGAAUUGUAAGUCAGAGAAUGAUAAUCAACUGAAUUACAUAGUAUAGUCCAAAGGGGACAGCAUAUUGCUAAAAAAGGAUGAUUUGAUAACGUUCAAUAAUUGUCCAUGAACCAGUUUCCUCCCGUUGAUUUACCAACCCCAUCUUGACAUGAGCGAGGCCGGUGAAACAGCCUCAUCUAUUUCAUAUUUAGGUCUAUGCAUAAAAUGACAAAAAAAUA
Molecule: messenger RNA, 2440 nt
Organism: Haliotis rufescens (red abalone)
Lineage: Eukaryota; Metazoa; Mollusca; Gastropoda; Lepetellida; Haliotidae
Product: tripartite motif-containing protein 3-like
Exons: 2
Coding region: 788-1603 (271 amino acids)
Biological process (GO): protein polyubiquitination; negative regulation of translation; proteasome-mediated ubiquitin-dependent protein catabolic process
Molecular function (GO): ubiquitin protein ligase activity; translation repressor activity
Source: RefSeq, a predicted model, not a curated record